GUUGGGUCAGACGAUCCGGGUUAAAAUACAGUGGAAGUGGAUGGACAUGGUUAUGAGAUUGGCGGAAUGAGGUUGGAGAAUUGAUCGCGAGUGCGGAACCAAACUCCAAAACCAAAACCAAAACGCACGAAUUGGGUUGGGACCAUUCACCUUCUUCUUCUUCCGUCUCCGAUCGAUUCACGGAACUAUCUAUCUGAAUCGCGGGUUAAGAUAUGCAACAGAGGCUGAAGUUGCAGCAACAACAAGCCCUCAUGCAGCAAGCCUUGCUUCAGCAGCAGCAGAUGUACCACCCUGGCAUGCUCGCGGCUGCCAUGUCUCAGAUGGAGCCUGUUCCAAGUGGAAAUUUGCCUCCUGGUUUUGAUACUUCUGCAUGCCGUAGUGUUUAUGUAGGAAAUAUUCAUGUAAAUGUCACUGAUAAACUUCUCGCAGAAGUUUUUCAGAGUGCUGGUCCUCUUGCUGGCUGCAAGCUCAUACGAAAAGAAAAGUCCUCUUAUGGUUUUGUGGACUACCAUGAUCGAGCAUCUGCGGCCCUUGCAAUAAUGACAUUGCACGGACGACAACUAUAUGGUCAAGCACUUAAGGUGAAUUGGGCAUAUGCAAAUAGCAGUAGGGAGGACACAUCAGGGCACUUCAAUAUAUUUGUCGGUGAUUUGAGUCCAGAGGUUACUGAUGCAACUUUAUUUGCUUGCUUCUCAGUCUAUCCUAGUUGUUCUGAUGCGAGGGUUAUGUGGGAUCAUAAAACUGGUCGGUCAAAAGGAUAUGGUUUUGUUUCUUUCCGUGAUCAUCAGGAUGCCCAAAGUGCCAUAAAUGAUAUGACAGGCAAGUGGCUGGGAAAUAGGCAAAUACGAUGCAACUGGGCAACUAAGGGUGCUGGUACCAGCUCCAAUGAAGAGAAGAGCAAUGAAAACCAAAAUGCUGUUGUGCUAACAAAUGGAUCUUCAGAUGGUGGUCAAGAUAAUAAUAAUAAUGAAGAUGCUCCCGAAAACAAUUCUUUAUACACCACUGUUUAUGUUGGCAACCUUCCUCAUGAUGUAACACAAGCUGAACUCCAUUGCCAAUUCCAUGCACUGGGGGCUGGGGUAAUUGAGGAGGUUCGAGUUCAAAGGGAUAAGGGUUUUGGAUUUGUUAGAUACAACACUCACGAGGAAGCUGCGUUGGCCAUUCAGGUGGCUAAUGGAAGAAUAAUCCGUGGGAAGAGUAUGAAGUGUUCGUGGGGUAGUAAACCAACUCCUCCUGGAACAGCAUCGAAUCCACUACCUCCUCCUGCUCAACCAUAUCAAAUACUUCCGACAGCAGCAGGGAUGAACCAAGGUUAUUCUCCUGCUGAGUUGUUGGCUUAUCAGCGCCAACUGGCCUUGAGUCAGGCUGCUGUGUCUGGUCUUUCAGGUCAAGCUCUUCUACAAAUGACCGGACAACACGGCCUAGCUCCGGCUUCAAUGGGCGUAAACUCUGCGGGAUCUCAAGCCAUGUAUGAUGGAUAUACCGGUAAUUCAUCAAGACAGCAGCUUAUGUACUAUCGUUGAUGCCUGGGCUUGUGCAGAUUCACAGUUGCUUUACUAUCUUCUGGGGGACUUUCAUCUCUUUGCUUCCCCACACCAUGUCCUUUUCAUACUCGGCUUUUUCUAUUGGAGGUAUUGUGGCUUGAUAUUUACUUAGUUUUUACGUCGUGUUGUAAUUUGUAUUGUUUGAUCUAACGAGGAUUUUAUGACUCAGAAAAAGGGAUCUAUGUUUUGCUAGAAAGAGAAGCGAAUUUUAUGUUUGGGUAGUUUUCAUUUGUUAUUGUGUAUUAUAAGUAUCGACUCAAGAUCAUGUUAAUAAUUUUAUGCCUUUUCUUUUCUUUUCU
This is a messenger RNA of Vigna unguiculata (cowpea), 1843 nucleotides long. Its product is annotated as oligouridylate-binding protein 1-like. The record is from RefSeq and is a predicted model, not a curated record. NCBI's taxonomy places the organism in Eukaryota, Viridiplantae, Streptophyta, Magnoliopsida, Fabales, Fabaceae. Gene Ontology annotation, molecular function: mRNA binding. Gene Ontology annotation, cellular component: cytosol.